Austrofundulus limnaeus is the source of this 10970-nucleotide messenger RNA. It is a transcript of the gene golgb1, whose product is annotated as golgin B1. The transcript has 20 exons. Lineage: Eukaryota; Metazoa; Chordata; Actinopteri; Cyprinodontiformes; Rivulidae. Bases 965 to 9643 code for a protein of 2892 amino acids. The record is from RefSeq and is a predicted model, not a curated record. Gene Ontology annotation, cellular component: endoplasmic reticulum-Golgi intermediate compartment; membrane; Golgi apparatus.
GACAAGUCAAAAACAAAAUGAAGUGCAUGUUCACAUAUAACUAGUUACCAAGUUAGUGUUUACCAAAAUUCAGUAGAUAUCACAAUAAAAUCCAUUUAUCAGGGAGAAUGUGUCUCUCCUGUAGUGCAACAAUAUUAGAAAAAAAUAUUAGACUUUAGUUUGCAAUGCCCUGUCAGACCUCUAUUAACAGUCAGCAGAAACGACAUAAUUUGGCAACAACACGUUAAAUUUCACAACAUUUUGCAGGAGCUGUUACACAUUAUGUAUCGAGCAAAAAAUAACGACAUUUUUAGAGCUUUAAAUGUAUUUUUCUGACUACAGUAAGGCCUCAUUUCCUUCUUCAGUUUGUACUUCCAUUACUGUCACAAAAAAAAAAAAAAACUUAAAUCACUGGAAGUCACUGUGGCUCCAUGUCAGGACUUGGGCAGAUCUCCAUGGUGCCAGCGUUGAUGGCCCUCCUCUUCCCCCAGUGCAGAUGCUGGUGGAUGAAGUCAAAAGCUGAGGUGGUGUAGCGUGCAAACAUGCUGGUCCACUUCACAGCAUCCACCAUCCACUGGGUAAAGCGCCCCACAAACUCCACAAAAACUGUGGCAUAGUGGGCCAGAAGGAGCAGACUCCUCCCCAGCUGCUUGCCAUGGUUGAUGAUCAGUUUGACUCUUUGCUCAUGUCCUGCCAUUAUUACAAUUAUCUUCAAGAGUUACAACAUCCAAUAUUUUAUAUAUGAAUCAGAUGGUCAUUUUUCGUUUUUUAAAAGCUGGUUUAUUUACCCAGAUCUUCCCUAUAUGGGAGUAGACGCCUUUAAAUUUGCAGACGGUCCCUUGCUGAUCCCGGCUGUCCAAUCAGAGCAGAGAAAGUUUUGUUUCCGGGAGUGUUUGGUGAUGUGGCUCUGAAAUCCAUCCGAGGAAAUAAAGAAAAAUAAAAGCAGACGUGUUUACCUGAGGAAAGCGUACACAGUCCUGUCUUUAUGUUGAGCCGUCUGGCCACAGUCCUCCAGGAGCUUUCUGGAGAAGAGGGUGCAGAUGGAAACCAACAGGGUACGCUGGUGCCAGAGCUCCCUCCCGGCGAGGGCCCAGCUCCGGUGGAUUACGAGGUUCCYGAGGACGCCAUGGAGAGACUGGCUCACUUUGAAGCACUGGUGGUCCAGCUUAAAGAGCUCAUCCGAGACAGAGACGCACAGCUCACGCAGAAGGACGUGGAGCUGACCAACAAAGAUGCACAGCUCAAGAAUGAAAGAGAAGAAGCUGAGGCCCGCUUCACUAAGCUCAAACUCCAAGCUAAAGCCAAGAUGGCUUCACUCAACAAACAGAUAACACAACUGAAAGGACAAGGAGGAGCAACAAGCCCAGACAGCUCGUUUACAGGAGCUGCAGUCGAGGAGGAGCUCCAGGAGCUGAAGAACAAGCUGAGUGAAGAGGAGGCCAACAACAAGAUUCUCAAGGAGCAACUUCAGGCUACAGAGCAGCAGCUUCGAGAGAAGGAGUCCGCCCACACYGAACAGCUGCAGCUGCUGCAAGCUGUGGUGUGUGAGAAGGAUGUUCGUUUCCAGGAACAGAUUCAGAAGCAUGAAGAAGAGCUGCUGAGGAUUACCACUCAGACUCAGAGUGACGGCGAGCUGCAGCAGGCUCUGCAGGCAGCGCAGCGACAAUGUGAAGAACUUCAAGAAGCCUUGAGCUCCCGAUCCCAGGAGCUGGAAAUGUUGCAGCAGGAAGUGAGCAGCGCCGAUCAGCAAAAACAGAUAUUGACUGCUCAGUUCCGGCAGAUGGAGCAGGACCUGAUGGAGGCCGUCAAGCUGAGGGACGAGGAAAGGCGGCAGUGGGCCGAGCAGACCGGCAGGGCSGAUGCAGAACUCGCAGCACUCAGAGCCAGCCUGGAAGCCCUGGAAAAAGACCGAACGGAGGAGGCGACGCGGCAAAGCGAGCUGGCCUCCUUAACAGAGGCAGAGCGCGUCAACCAGGAGAUGAAGGGCGAAGUGGCCAGAUUGGAGGCAGAACUGGCUCGGAUGAAAGAAGCCGAGCUCGCAGCGAUCCAAACGCAUAAAGAUGCUUCUGAGAGAUUCAAGGCAGAGAUGGCUCAGCUUGAAAGUGAGCUUGCGUCGGUGAGAGAAGCAGAGUGCGCAGCUGUCCGGGCCCAGCAGGACACGUUAGAAAGAGAGAAGUCCGAGGUUGAAAAACUAGAGAAAGAGCUGGUUUUGCUCAGGGAGGAGAGGGAGAGCGCGCAGCGUGAAGGCGAGAAUUUAGCCCAAGUUUGGAGACACGUCUGUUCUCUGGAAACCCUGCCAGAGGAAACCUCCAACCCUGCUGACCYGGCUCUGCUCCUGGAAACGAUUCAGUCUGUUGAGACGCACCUUGCAAAGCUGAAAGAUGAAUGUUGUGAAAGACGUGAACAGGGCACCCAGCUCCCCCAGACCAUGGAAACCCUUCAGGAACAACUGGACAGAAAAACAACAGAACAAGAAGAGGCCACAGCCAAGAUCCAGCAGCUGGAGCAGCAGGUUCUAACGGUUUCAGACAGACAGGAUGUUGCUGAACCAUUCCAGGACUCAUCUGAGGCUGAAAAAGCUCACAUACUGAAGUUGGAGCAGCAGCUGUUAGAAAAGGACAACGAGCUGGCUGCCCUACGAGAGUCCCUCAGACCUGCAGCACAAAGCUCAGAGGAAGCAGCUGAAAACGAUGUUCAGAGCUCAAAUCAGGAAGCUGUUCCUGCUCCGCCUCCAGGUUCUGCUGCUCUGUCUGAUUUCAUAGAAGAUGCACAAGAAGAAGAAACCUCCUUAGUUGCUGCAGACACCUCUGCCCUCUCUGUCCUCUCUGUUCCUGCUGAUAACGACAGCAGCCCAGAACUAAUCGGACACCAGUCUGAGUCUCCCGAAGAACUCAAAGCAGCGUCCUCGGAUGAGAUGGUUACCAGCAGCGACUCGGAGGUGGUCCAGAGCAGCUGGACCCUCCUGGAAGCUGUGAAUCAAGACGGGGGUCAGGAGUGGCCCGUCGUCCCGCAGGACUUCGGCCAGUCGUGGGUGACAACGAGCAUGGAGCAGGAAGUCUCCACAGUCCUGUCCGAGUCCUCGUCAGUCGUCAUCAGAGAGACGGUUCAGGUCCACCUGACUGAACCGAGUUCCUCCUCCACGGACGUCAGCAUGUCCUCACACCUGUUUGCUCAGGCCUUAGCUGAGGAGCUGCAGAAGAGAUACAGYGAGCUCCUGGCUGAGCUGCAGAGACUCCAAGAUGCAGCUGCGGAGUCGCAGGAGAAAAUCAAAAGUCUGGAGGAGGAAACACGGUCCCUCGCUGCCGCCAAAGAGGAGGCUCAGGCUCGGGCCGAUAACUUUGCUAAAGAGCUGGAGUCCGCCAGAGAGGAGCUGGAGGACCGUGCCCAGCAGGCGCAGAAACGUAAUGUGGAAAUGCAGCUUCUAGAAGAACAGAUUGAUAUUUUAAACAGUGACAACAAAGCUAUGCAGCGGUCUCUGUUCGAGCAGCAGAGUGAGGCCAGGAUGCUGAGUGCUCAGCUGGAGGACAGAGAGCUGCUCUGCUCUGAGCUGGAGAAAAGGCUACAAGAUACAGAAAGCAGCAUGUUGGAGCACUCCCAGGCUUCAGAGCUCAACAGUGAGUUGCAGCUUCGUCUCAGCCAGAAAGAGCAGGAGGUGACKGAGCUCAGUGACAGUAUGUCUGCCAAACUCCUGCAAGCAGAGGAAGAGAAGUUUCACAUYAAGGUCGAAGUGGGUAAACUGAAGGAGCAGAUUGAAGAACUGGAGAAGGUCAGAGACGAUAAAACACACACUGAAGCAGACGCUCACGUCGACAAUGAGCUCGUUGGUUUAAGAAAAGAAAAGGAAGACCUGGAAGCUCAGCUGACGAACACGAAGAAGAAGCUGCAGGCGGCGCUCRUGCAGCGCAGAGAGCUCAUGAAGAAGGUCAGUGAGUUUGAGAAGAAGGCUCAUGAGGUAAAAGAACAAGAUGAAACAACGAUGAGCGAUAUUCCGGAAAAGGUUCAAGAAAAAACUAAACUUGUUGAUGAAGAGAUGGAGGCCAAACUUCUGGAGCUUAMAGAAGCUUUAAAGUCCAAAGAAGAAACGAUUGAGAGUCUUGAGCAAAGAAUCAACCAUCAGGAUCAAGUUCUGACUGAAACAGCYGCUCUGAAUAAAACACUAAGUGAGGAAGCAGAAAACUCUCGUCAGGCCGAUGCGUCCUCAGAAACGACUGCGUUGCAAUCCCAAGUCGCCGCUCUGGAGGCGGAGUGUGAAGCGCUCCAGAAGAAGGUUCAAGAGGCCCAAGAGUCGCGCAAAGAAACGAUCCGCAAAGCCAAGGAGAAGGACCGACACCAUCGAGAGCAAAUGAAGCAGCAGAAAGAGGAGUACAACGAGCUGAUGGAACGCUUCGAGGCGCAGGGCGGCGAGCGAGAAGCUCUCCUCACAAAACUGAGAGAACUAGAGGAGACAGCUGGGAAAGACCUGCCUGAAACCAAGACUGGAAACACUGCUGCAAAUGACUGGGUCCAAGAGGACUGGGUGGACUUUGUUUCAACAGAAACUGAUUCAUCGCAGCAGCAAUCCAAGGAUCCAGAACCGUCUGUCCUCUCAGCAGAACCGGAGGAAUCUCUGAGAGCUCUUAGGGAGGAAAUUGAGACUCUGCGACUGAGAAACACCGAACUAGAGAAGCAGCUAAUGGAAACACAUUCAAGUCUGUCGCUGAAAGAGUCCCAGUUACUGGAGCUGAACAAAGAGCUACAAGCUCUGAGCGUGAAGGAAAAUCAGAUUUCUACCCUCUCCGAAGAAAUGAACGAUCUCAGAGAGAAGCAUCGCCAAGCUGAGUCCUAUGCAGAAACUCUGAGAGCAGAAAUGGAGGCUGCAGCCAAAACGUACGCCGACUCAUCCAUUACCACUCUUCAGGCUGAGGUGGAAAACUUCAAGCAGUUUCUGGACGAUAAGAACACGGAGAUAACAGAGCUCAGUCAGCAGCUCAGUGAGCAAAACUCGCUCCUGCGCUCGAUGCACGAUGCCGUGUCUCACAAAGAUCAACUUCUAGCGUCUUUACAGGAAGAGCUGAAGGCCGAGCGAGAAAACAGGCAGAAGCUAGAGGCCGAGAAACACGAGGAAGAGAGCGAGGCAAAGAUCCAGCAGCUUCAGCGWAAGCUUCAGGCCGCUUUGGUUUCUCGCAAAGACGCUCUGAAAGAAAACAAAACGCUGAAGGAGCAGCUGGCUUCAGCUGAGAGCACUGUGGCUGAGCUGCAGCAAAAAAUCCACUCAUCAGAAAUCGAGCUGGAGAAUCUGAGAACCGAAAAGGUUCGACUAAUUGAAGAGGUUGACCGGGCGCUGCUGGAGAACCAAAACUUAGGAUCCUCCUGCGAGAGCCUGAAGCUGGCCAUGGAGGGUAUAAUCAGUGAGAAGAACGCCUGUAAGAGAGAAGCAGAGCUGGCAAAGGAGGAGGCCGCAAGGGUGAGCAGAGAGUGGGAGGACAAGGUUCAAGGGAUGAAGGACGAAUACGAGACUCUGCUCACGUCUUACGAGAACGUGAGCGACGAGGCGGAGCGAGUGAGGAAAGUCCUGGAGGCCGCCCGGCAGGAGCGGCAGGAGCUGGCGGCCAAGGUGAGGACUCACGAGGCUGCGAGGCUCGAGGCCGUGAGCCGAGCGGAGGAGGCGCAGAARGAGGUGGAAGCAGUGAAAGACAAAAUGAGGAAGUUUGCCAAAACGAAGCAGCAGAAGAUCCUGGAGCUGGAGGAAGAGAACGAGAGGCUCAGAGAGACGGAGGAGAAGUCUGCCGGUAAACGAGAYGACAAGGAGCUCAGAGCUGAAGUUGGACGGCUUCAGGAGCAGGUGGGAGCUCUGAAAGCAGAACUGGAGGGUUUGAUUACAGAAAAAGACUCUCUGGGGCAACAAAACGAAGAGCUGAAGGAUCAGCUUGAACAAAUGGUGGAAAAGAAUCGAGAAAUGUCUGAAAAUCAACACGGCUCUGCAGCUUUUGCAGAGGAGGCUGUUACUGUGCAGCAAUCACAUGCAGUCAGAACUACAGCAGAGCCUGAGGAMCAGGAAAAACUCUUAACCCCAGAAGAACCUCAAGAGGACCAAAUAAUCGCAGCCUCUGCAACGAGACAUUUACAAUCUGCAGAAGAAAAAGAAGCAGAAAUAAAAGAAAAUGCUCAAAACGUAUCGGAUAUAGAAAUGAGGGAGAUUGAGGCUCUUAAUGUGGAAAAAGAAGUGUGGCAGAAACGAGAAGCUGAACUGAAAGCUGAGCUAACCUGCCUUGAACGUGAUCUUCAGGAGAGCAGAAACAAAGAGAGCCUUCUGGCCUCUUUGGAGAAGUGCCUUCAGGAGAGCAAAGAGAGAGAAAAGGCUCUGAUUGAAGAGGCUGCAAAGAGGGAAGCCCAGUUCAAGGAGCUCCUGCGAACUCUUGAAAGUGAAAAAGACAGCCUGGAGGAGCGCCUGAUGAACCAGCUGGCCCAGCUCAACGGCAGCAUCGCCAGCUACCAGCAAGAGGCCACGGAUCAGCGGGAGCGCCUCGGCGAGUUGCAGCGGGAGGCGGAGCGGCUGGGGAGGGAGCGGGCCGAGCUGGAAGCGGAGGCGCGGAGCGAGCGGGAGCGAGCCGCCGGGCUGGAGGAGGACCUGAGGCAAGCCCGGCGGCAGCGGGCCGAGGCCGAGGCGGAGUCCGGGAAGCAGAGGGAGCUGGAGCAGCAGCUGAGGUCCGCCCAGAGGGUGAGAGAAGGCAGCCAGAGCCGGACACGGCAGCUGGAGGAGCUGCUGAGGGAGAAGCAGCUGGAGGUGCGGCAGCUGCAGAAGGACAGCAUCCAGUACCAGGAGAAGAUCAGCGAGCUGGGCCGGGAGGCUAAAGGCCUGCGGCUGGCUCAGGACGAGCUCCGCAGCAAACUGGAACAGUCGCAACUGCAGAGCUCUGGAACUCUGGAGGAGCUGAGGAGGACGGAAACGGAGGUGGUCGCCUGUAAAUCUCAACUAGCCGAAGCCCAGAAACAGGCGAGCGAGGCCCUCGCUGCCAAAACUGCUGCAGAGCAAAACAUCCAGCAGAGAGAGGCCAAACUGAGAGCUGAGGCGGAGCAGACUCUGGACUCUGUGAGGUUCAGGCUGGGAGCUGAGCUGAAGGAGAUGGAGCUGAGGCUGGAGGAGGCGUACACAGAGAGAGACAAGGAGGAGGAAGCUACUCUCCAAGCCAGAAACGCAGCAGAGUCCGCAGAGAGACGAGCCCAGGAGACGCAGACCCGUCUGGACCAGUCUCUGGCCAGACUGGCUGCCUUCUCUCGCAGCAUGUCCUCUCUGCAGGACGACCGGGACAGAGUUCUGGACGAGGCCCGGCAGUGGGAGUCGCGCUUUAACAGCACUCUGCAGGGGAAAAAGGCUGAAGUUCAGGAGGCGGAGACACGAGCCAGAGAACUUUCUGAUCAGCUUCAGAAAGAGACUGCACUGAAAGAGGAGCUGGAACUUUCAGUCAGCAGAUUACAGAAAGCGGACACAGAUUGGCAGCUGAGAUUAGAGGAAGAGGAAAAGAAAGUGGCAGAGCACCAGGCCGCCUUGCAGCAGGAGAAGCUGAGGCUGGAGCAAACCACAGCCGAGUUGCUGUCGGCUCAGAACCAAGUCCACAACCUGAAGAACGAGGCUGAGARUCUGCAGCAAAGAGUCCGGGCUCUGGAGGAGGCCGUGGGGAAGCUGCAGGGCGAAGUCAACCAGGCCAGGACCGAGCUGAGGGAGAGGGAGGCGGAGGAGAGGCGGCUGUGUCUGAACGUGGAGCAGCUGCAGACGGACCUGCGCUCCUCCAAAGCUCUGACGGAGAGCCUGCAGACGGAGCUGCACGAGAAGGAGCGCAGGGAGGUGGAGCUGCUGGAGGAGAAGGAGCAAGCUGUCGCACAGGCUGCAGAAGAGGCCAGAAAAGAGGCUGACAGCAGGGCGCAGGAAGCUGAGCAGGAGCUGGAGCAGAGGAGAGGAGAAGUGAGGGAUCUGGACGAGAAACGGCGGAAAGCAGAGGAAGAGAGCAACAACAGCAAAGCCAAGCUGGACUCUUUCAUGAAGGCUAUGGGUUCAUUACAGGACGACAGAGACCGAGUCCUCAGCAUGUACAAACAACUGGAGGAGAGACACAUACAGGUGAUGAUGGAGAAGGAUGGUUUGAUCCAAGAAGCAGCAGGAGAGAACAACGGUCUGAAAGAGGAGCUGCGCUCUCUGCUGGUCCAGAGGGACGACCUUUACGCCGAAAAGGCCAAGCUGUCCGCUCAGCUUCACGGCUACCGAGACGAGCUCAACCACGUUUUGAGCAUGAAGGACUCUCAGCACAAACAGCUGCUGGCGGCUCAGAGAGAGCAGGUCGCGUCUUUAGAGAGGGAWCGCCAGGAGCUGGAAGAUCAGCUGAAGAGCCUGAGCAGAGCCAGGGAGGAGGAGGUGCAGAGAGCGGAGAGCGAGACGCUCAGCCAAGCCUCGAGCGUCAGACUGGGAGCGAUGGACGCUCCCGGCGCAGAGGUGGAGAAGCUGAGGGAGCAGCUGCAGAAGGAGCGAGCUCAAAGGGAAGCUCUGGAGGAGUCUCUGAGCAGGGAGCAACACGAGCAGGAGAACCAGAGCAAAGAACUGGCCAUGCUGCGGUGGGAGGGAGGCGUGAUGCGCACYGAGUCGGAGAGCGCCCAGGAGAGGGUGGCGGAGCUGGCCCGAGACCUGCUGACUGUCGAACAGAGGCUGCUGGAGGAGACGGAGACCACCAAGCAGCUGAGAGCAGAGAAGCAGUCGUUUGCCAAAGCCAUGGCCUCGCUGCAGGAUGCCAGGGAUCAGGCGGUCAGCAAGGUCGACGAAUUAAACCUGAAACUGGAGCAGAUGAGCAAGGCAGCGGGCCAGGCUGCACACGGCAGUCCUGGAGGCUCCGCUGGAGAGGUGUGGAGCCUGAAGAAYGCUCUGCAAGCUCUGCAGAACGACCGGGACAGACUGCUGGAGCAAAUCAAAACACAGAACAGUGAGGUGAAGAAGCAGAAGUCGGAGCUGACUCGACUGGGAGCAGGAGAGCUGAUUAAAGUCAGUCAGGAGCUGCUGGAGGAGAAGAGGAAGACUGAAGACCUGCUGGGCGUCCUGUCACAGCUGGAGAACGUGGUCGAAACGGGCAAGCAGGAAAUGGAGACGCUAAGGCUGGAGCGCGUCGACUGGAUGGCUCAAGCAGAGCAGCUGAAGCAGCAGACGCUCGCCACGCUCACAGAGAAGGACCAACAACUGCGGCAGCUCACCGCCAUGCUGGAAGAAGCUCGAGCCCAGAAACCCAAACUCCAACAGGAACGCUUUCAGGGAGAGAGUGGCGAGGAAGUGGACAGUGCUCCCGGAGCCCCGCAGGAGCGAAGCAGCCACGCUUUUAUGGCCGAGGUCAAAGAGCUGCAGCGGAGACUCGAGGAAGAAACUCAGCAGAGGCUGGCUGUCGAGGAGCAGCUGAUGGCGACGGAGGAUCGACUCAAACGUCACGGCCCGGCUUCGUGGCGCUCUGCACAUGAGGACGAUCACUCGGAGACGGCCGUUUUCAUCGAGCCGCCUGAAGGAGCCGUGACCCGGACUCGGAGAGGCGGUCCGGGUUUGUCGCGGAUGCUUCGAGUGGCCUUCUGCUCCCGCCAGAGAACCCCUCUGCUGCUCAGCCUCUACCUGCUCACUGUGCACGUCCUGCUGCUCCUGUGCCUCGGGGGGUACCUGUAAAAACCAGCUGCGUUUAACAAACCUGACCAAGAAGAAGGUGGAGCCAUGGAGAGAAUUUAUAUCGUUGAAAUAAAAGACGUUCUGCGUACAGACGCUGCACUUUACAGUAAUUAAUCUUUCCACCAAAGUUAUGCAUUUACACGAGGAGCUCCUGAUAUUAGUUUCUAAUAUUUGAUCUUCAUGAUGUGGAUUUAACCCGAGAAGACAACUAAAUAACAAGAAGGGAAAAGAUUUCUAACGUUUUGGCAGAUUUUCAUGUGCCUUUAGGUUUGAGCGUCACAUUCAAGUUGAACUUUAUUCUUCCAGAUUUCUAUCAAAGUUCACAUAUAAUCAUCCCAAAUCAACACUAAACAUCAAUUAACACUUUAUGUAUUAAUUUAAAUUCAAAGAGUAAAAAUAGUUCUUCCAAGUUUCUGUGUUGGGCUAAAUUCUCCAGCCUAGGCCUUUUUUUAUAGCUGUUGCUCAGUAAUCAGCAGGGAUGUUUAAUUAAAAACUAAUGAAAUAAAAAAACUUUGGCAGGGUAGAAAGUGUUACUUAAAAUGGAACUGGGUUUUGUUUAUCCGGUGUUGUGAGCAGUGAGAGUAACGGUAUCUCUGGACGUGGGGAAGUUCGUGGUUCAGCCUCCUAAUCUGAUUUUAUGCACAAAAACAGCAGUUUCUGUACUUACACAUUCCAGUGUGGUCAUUUUUUUCCUCCUCCGUUAGAAAUCUUGAUUGAUCUCUUUAUGCAAAUAUAAUAAUAGUGAUGUUUGUACAUAUGUACACAUUCUAAAAAUGUCAGCUGAAUAUUGGUUUGUCUCUGUUCUCCGGUGGUAGUUUCAUUUUUCCUCAUCGUGCAGUUCCAGACUGCUGUUUCUGAUCAUCUCCAUCACGUUAGAGCAGAUGUAGCAUCGUUUAUAGAUCAGAAGAAUCCGUUCAACGUGUCCAUCCUUUGGGCGUAACAUGGUUAUUGUAGAAGAGCUGCGACUCCAGCCAACUCUUCUUUCUCCCUUCAUUCUCACCUUGUAAAUAACUGUAAAGGCCUGUACAUAAGAGUAUAAUGUAAUGGUUUGGACCAGGGAUCAACUGUUUACUUACUUACUUUUGUUUACACCAAGUUCGGGUUCAUUAUCUUUCAUUCCUAAAAUUCAAAAUGCUAUCCUUCAUAUUAGACGUUUGGAAGCCUGUUGAUUUGAUUCUGCUGUUAUGAGAAUGAAUUUGGAGCAACUGAGAGAAUAUUUACAUUUUUAAAAGCAUUUAUUCAAAACUGGUGCAUUAAAAAUCAUCUUGUUGGAAAAGGGACACGUUUGUCUUCAAGUGUUUUAAUAAAAGGAGGAUUUUAAGCUGGA